Molecule: messenger RNA, 2909 nt
Organism: Cricetulus griseus (Chinese hamster)
Lineage: Eukaryota; Metazoa; Chordata; Mammalia; Rodentia; Cricetidae
Source: RefSeq, a predicted model, not a curated record
GGGUGGCAAGCCACCUUGUGAGGGGUCCCCUUGCCCUAGAAAUUUCAGCACAUCAAGAAAGCCCUUAUCCAUGUAGGCCUUGAGCAUGGGCUCUGAUGUCAGCCCCUGCGUCCUCCACCCCCGCUCCCUGCUUCCCAGAGUGGCAGACUCACCAAGGCCAGGGCUGUCUACCCACACCUACCCACAGGGCUGAGUACAGCCCAACCAGGUGCCUGCUGCUGGUCUGGAGCACUGCAGCCUGGACAGGUACCAUGAUGGGCACUAUACUCCUCCUGGCCCUGCUCCCUGGGAUGGCCACUGUGCUCAAUGCACCACUUGGUAUGUAGAGACUGGCACAGGGGGCGGGGGCAACAUGUUCCACUUCCCUAUUGUUGUUGCUUCUCAACUUGGUUUUGCACCUGAGUGUAUGUGUGUGUGUGUGUGUGGCGGGGGGGGGGUCCCAUCCCCUUGUCUUUCUCCCAGGCUAGCCCCUCUGCCAGUUUCCUCAAAGUUCUCAACCAGGUGAUGGCAGGGGCUGUGGGUUUGGGGCCAGGUGUGCAAAUCAUUCUUGAGAAAAAAAAAAAAAAACAAAAAAACUGCCACUUGAUAGCAGUCAUUGGCCUGUAUAGAUCAUGUUAGUAGUGUGUGUGCACAUAUGAGUGGGUGCCUGGGUGAGCACAGAGACCAUCCACUAUCAGCUGUUGGUGCUGUCCUCCAUUUGUCUGGGGUCUUGGAUCUCUAUUGAACAGAAAUUCCCAUUCCAGUUGCCUUUUAGGGAGGGUGCCCUCCUGAACACAGCAGAUGGUAGCAUCUCCCUCUCCUUAGUGGCCAGUGGGUCAUAAUGGAUCUCUUAGACUAAGACUUAGAGCAACCUGGACCAGGCAGAGAACCCUGAUUUGAUCUUGCCCAACUGAACUCCACCGUCAUAGGCCCCGUGUAUCCCCAGAUCUCCUUGCUAGUCUGCAGGUGGCCAAAGAGGUCGGAAAAGGAAGGAGCACAGCUUUGUGAGGGUUUGACUACUAGUGGGUAUAUGGUAGUAACUUGGAGAGAAUUAGGCACGCAGCUGAGCUUUGGUUAAAAAAAGAGAGACCACCUAUAAUGCGUCCCUUUUCCAAGAGAGGCAAGGGCUGGAGGUAGAGGCCCUUCCCUGGAAGGAAUGCGUCCUCUUGCUCUGUGCUCCGUUUCAGUACCCCCGUUCCCUGGGGCACCUGGCCCCUGGCUGCGCAGACCCCUUUUCAGUCUGGAUUUAUCAGACACAGAGGACUCGUUCCCUCGCCGCACUGGGCCACUGGAGGUUCCGGCCGACAGCCUUGUGUUUGUGCAGGUGCGGGCGCCUGAAACACCGAGGGUGGGUGGGGAUAAAUGGGGACCAGUCGACCUUGAUGGCGCCUUGGUCCCUCAGGCGGCCCUGGCCCGUCCUUCACCGAGAUGGGGCCUGGCUCUGCAUCGCUGCUCAGUAACGCCUUCCUCACGCCCGGCCCUGGGGCCUGCUCUGGUGCUUCUACGUGGGGGCUGCCCAGCCGACGGCUCUGUCAGCUUCUCACCACCUCCACACCCGGAUGCUGCUCGCCCCAAACGCUUCAGCUUCCGCCUGCGCCCGGUAUUCAACGCCUCAGUGCAGUUCUUGCACUGCCAGAUAAGCCGCUGCCGCCUUCGCAGCCACCGCCACCGAGCUGUCCACCAGACACCGACGUCUCCGAGCCCACCAGCGCCAUCGCAGUGUCUGCCUCAGGGUGAGGCAUGCGCGGGCAGCGGCGAGAGCCUUGGUACCGACAGCCCCCACCUGCACACGCUGACUCAGCCCAUCGUGGUCACAGUACCUCGUCCGCCCCCUAGUAAGCUCGCAAGAUGCCCUGGAACCCGGGUGGGAAAUGCAACUAGGUCCAGGUCCUGGUCUCAGCCUUGUACACAUCCCCUCAGGGCCGUCCAAGAGCCUCCCAGGCAGGGCCGUGGGCCCUCAACCGCCCUCUCCAGUCGCCGCAGCCCUGGAGCCUGCACCAGUGGUGGCGUUAGUGUUGGCGGCAUUCGUGUUGGGUGCUGCGCUAGCCGCUGGGCUCGGUCUUGUCUGCGCGCACUCAGGUACCGACUUCUGUCCCGCCAGAACCCUACACCUAUUUCCAUAGGUCCAGACAGCUUAUCCCCCAAUACCCGCACCCUCCACCCCGCAGCGCCCCACAACGGUGAACUCUCUUGGAUCUGGCCCUCAGGGCUAGUACAGUACAGCAUCUCCCACCAGGGGGUGCGCUUACCCUGGCGCAGUGGAGAGGCAACCCUUAUUCUAGCCAGCUGCUUCUUUCAGCACCUCCAGCCCCAGGCCAGCCUCCUAGAGCUUCGCCCAGCGGCCCUCAGCUCCAGAGUCCCUAGUAGACAGGUAAGUACCGGGAGCGAAGAUCUGGAGCAAGAGCUAGAAGGAGGAGGUGGUGGUAAGGAUCCUUCGUAGCGUUUACUCAUUGGGCUCCCAAGUAGUUUGUAUAUUCAUUUAAUAUUUCGAACAACCUUUAGGUGGCUGCUUUUAUAAUGUCCAUUAGAGAUUUUAAAAAACGAGGCACUUUACGAGGUUAGGUAACUUGCCAGAGAUGGAGCUGGACAUAGAAUUUGGGGGAUGGGAUCACCAGCAGUAAAGAAAGGGGGUCCUUAAGAUUUGAGCAGGCACUAGGUAAGACUUAGGGAUUUAGACACAUUUCCUACCUAGUCUCACACCGGUGCAUAGACUGAAGCCAAUGCCUGCUGGGAAAAUGUUGGGACCUGAGCAGUGUUCUCUCAGGCUGAGCCUCUGCCACGCCCUCUCUAGAGUUGGCGAAACCCAGUGAAGUCCUGAGAUGUAUCCAGCCAUGGAUUCAGAGCCCUUUGAGAGGACUCCUCCACAUCUCUCCUCCCUCCCCGCCUUCUCAUCCCUACUCCUCUGGUUCAAAAUAAAUUGAUGACCUGCC